Exophiala oligosperma is the source of this 561-nucleotide messenger RNA. RefSeq lists its product as uncharacterized. The record is from RefSeq and is a predicted model, not a curated record. The coding region runs from base 1 to 561 and encodes 186 amino acids. The transcript is spliced from 3 exons. Lineage: Eukaryota; Fungi; Ascomycota; Eurotiomycetes; Chaetothyriales; Herpotrichiellaceae.
AUGACUGCAGUACUCGGCUGCGUGCUGCUGGGUGUUCAAGUGACCUUUGCACAGACGCAGACACUGCCCAAAGUCGACUUGGGCUAUGAGAUUCACCAGGCUAUUGAUUUCAAUCAAACCGCGCCGCUGUACAACUUUUCCAACAUAAGAUACGCACAACCGCCUGUUGGGUCUCUUCGCUUUGCUGCACCUGUGCCACCUGUGGGGAGAAACCCCGUGAUCCAGGACGGCAGCGUUGGCAAAGUGUGUCCCUCGGCCAUACCAAACUGGUCGCCUAUCGCCAGUGUAGGGGACGCAGAUCUCAUAGCAGGAAACGUGUCCACCUUCGACUACAAUAGCCUCAAUGAGCAGGUGCAGGAAUACUGGUCACAACACCCCCCACCAGCACAGACUGACAGCAGGGCGACCGAGGAUUGUCUCUUCCUAGAUGUCAUUGUUCCCAAAGAAAUAUUCGAUAGUCGCCAAGUACACCAUCCUAGGCGACGCUGGAACACUGGAGGCGGAGCUCCGGUAGUCAUAUGGGUUUACGGCGGCGAAUAUACUCUUGGUUCCAAAGAGUAA